AUGGAGAGAAGAGUUCAUUUUUUGACCUCAAAAGCUUCAUUUUUCUUCACCUUUUGCUUCUGUUAUGGUUUCAUUGUCAGUCCUAGAACACUAGUGACUUCUCUUUCACCUGAUGGCCAGGCUCUAGUUUCUCUUCUCUCAGCUUCUGACCCUUUUACCAAGUCUAGAUCAUCUGUGCUUUCUUCUUGGAACCCCUCAAGCCCAACUCCAUGUUCAUGGGAAGGAAUAACUUGUUCUCCUCAAGGAAGAGUCAUUUCAGUCUCUCUUCCAAACACAUUUCUCAACCUUUCUUCUUUGCCUACAGGGCUCUCUUCUUUGUCCUCGUUGCAGCUUUUGAAUCUCUCCUCUACUAACAUCUCAGGACUAAUCCCUGCUUCCUAUGGUGCAUUUUCCCAUCUUCGCCUUUUAGACCUCUCUUCCAACUCUCUUUCUGGGCCUAUUCCUCCUGGACUAGGCAGCCUUACUUCACUUCAAUUCCUUUUCUUGAACUCAAACAGAUUAACAGGCAGAAUCCCACCACACCUUGCUAAUCUUUCUUCAUUGCAAGUCCUCUGUCUCCAAGAUAAUCUCCUUAAUGGGUCCAUUCCGGCUCAAUUAGGCUCCUUGUCAUCCCUCCAACAGUUCAGAGUUGGGGGAAAUCUGCAUUUAACAGGGGAAAUUCCUCCACAGUUAGGCCUACUUACUAAUCUCACAACGUUUGGGGCUGCGGCUACUGGACUUUCGGGUGUUAUACCGCCUACAUUUGGGAACCUGAUCAAUCUUCAGACUUUAGCCCUUUAUGAUACUGAAGUGUUUGGUCCAGUGCCCCCUGAGCUCGGGUCAUGCUCGGAGCUUAGAAACUUGUAUUUACAUAUGAAUAAGCUAACUGGUACAAUCCCACCUCAAUUGGGAAAGUUGCAGAAGGUUACUAGCUUGCUUCUUUGGGGUAAUUCUUUGACAGGAACUAUACCGGCGGAGCUUUCAAAUUGUUCAUCACUCGUUAUACUUGAUGUUUCUACAAAUGAAUUGUCUGGUGAAAUUCCAGCUCAUCUGGGGAAGUUGAUGGUUCUUGAACAGCUUCACUUGUCUGAUAAUGCACUAACCGGUUCAAUUCCAUGGCAGUUGAGUAACUGCUCUAGUUUAACAGCUCUUCAGCUUGAUAAGAACCAAUUAUCAGGUCCAAUUCCCUGGCAAGUUGGUGAAUUGAAAUAUUUGCAGAGCUUUUUCUUGUGGGGUAAUUCAGUUUCAGGAACCAUGCCGGCUUCCUUUGGGAACUGUACUGAGCUAUAUGCUCUUGACCUCUCGAGGAAUAAGCUCACUGGAAUAAUACCAGAGGAGAUUUUUGGGUUGAAGAAGCUGAGCAAAGUUUUGUUGCUAGGAAACUCAUUAAUCGGAGGAGUGCCUCGAAGUGUUGCAAGAUGCCAGUCUCUAGUGCGGUUAAGGCUCGGAGAAAAUCAGCUUUCUGGUCAGAUUCCUAAAGAGAUUGGACAGCUGCAAAAUCUUGUGUUUCUUGACUUAUAUAUGAACCAUUUCUCUGGUGGUUUACCUCCUGAAAUUGCUAACGUUACGGUUCUUGAGCUGUUGGAUGUGCAUAACAAUUACCUCACUGGUGAAAUACCAUCUCAACUGGGUGAGCUUGUCAAUUUGGAGCAGCUUGACCUCAGUAGAAACAGCUUCACUGGGCAGGUUCCUUCAAGUUUUGGUAACCUCAGUUAUCUGAACAAACUUAUACUGAAUAACAAUCUGCUUAGUGGACCAAUCCCAAAGUCCGUUAGGAAUCUGCAGAAAUUAACACUUCUUGACUUGAGCUACAACAGCCUCUCUGGUUUAAUCCCACCAGAAGUUGGUUAUGUAACAAGCUUAACAAUUAGUUUGGACUUGAGCUCGAAUCAUUUUUGUGGUGAACUCCCAGAAACAAUGUCUGGUUUGAGACAGCUGCAAUCACUUGAUCUUUCUCGUAACAUGCUUUAUGGAAAGAUUACAAUUUUGGGUUCCCUGACCAGUCUCACUUCAUUGAAUGUGUCAUAUAACAAUUUCUCAGGUCCUAUACCAGUCUCACCAUUCUUCAGAACUCUGACUUCAAACUCUUUUCUUGAGAACCCAAACCUUUGUGAAUCUGAUGAUGGCUUCACUUGUUCUUCACGGCUAAGUGGACGAAACAGGUUGAAGUCUGCUAAAACCAUAGCUUUAGUUGCGGUAGUUCUGACUACUGUAAUGAUGGCGCUUGUAGUUACUUGGAUUCUUGUUAUGAGGAAUCAAAAAUACAUGUCGAGAAAGCACUCAGGCAUGUUGACUCCAUCAAGGGAAGAGGAUUUUUCUUAUCCAUGGAAUUUUAUCCCAUUUCAGAAGCUCAACUUUACCAUCGACAGCAUCUUGGAGUGUCUGAGAGAUGAAAAUAUUAUUGGUAAAGGUUGUUCAGGAGUUGUUUACAAGGCAGAAAUGCCAAAUGGUGAGUUGAUUGCAGUGAAGAAGCUUUGGAAGACGAAGAAGGAAGAAGAACCACUAGAUUCAUUUGCUGCAGAGAUUCAAAUCCUGGGACACAUUAGGCACAGAAAUAUAGUGAAGCUUCUUGGUUACUGUUCUAAUAAGAGCGUUAAGCUGCUCUUAUACAACUAUAUUUCGAAUGGAAAUUUACAACAGCUCUUGCAGACAAAUAGGAAUUUAGAUUGGGAGACCAGAUACAAAAUUGCAGUCGGAGCAGCCCAAGGUCUGGCUUACCUUCAUCAUGAUUGUGUGCCAGCAAUUCUUCAUAGGGAUGUUAAAUGCAAUAACAUUCUCCUGGAUUCCAAGUAUGAUGCAUAUUUGGCAGACUUUGGACUCGCAAGGCUAAUGAGCUCUCCAAAUUACCAGCAAGCUAUGUCCAGAAUAGCAGGAUCUUAUGGAUAUAUUGCACCAGAAUAUGGGUACACUGCCAACAUAACAGAGAAGAGUGACGUGUAUAGCUUUGGAGUUGUUCUGCUUGAAAUUUUAAGUGGCCGGAGUGCCAUUGAGCCUCAAGUUGGAGAUGGAAUGCACAUUGUUGAGUGGGUAAAGAAGAAGAUGGGAAGCUUUGAACCAGCUGCAACAAUACUCGAUUCAAAGCUCCAGGGAUUACCGGACCAAAUGGUGCAAGAAAUGCUUCAGACAUUGGGGAUUGCAAUGUUCUGUGUAAAUUCAUCGCCAGCUGAAAGGCCAACCAUGAAGGAAGUUGUUGCACUUCUAAUGGAAGUCAAGAGUACCCCUGAGGAGUGGGGAAAAACGUCACAACCUCUAAUAAAGCAGUCCUCAACCCAAAGCUGAUGCUUUUUGGCUUUCCUGACUUGCCUCUUCUAGGUGUCCGUGACUGAUCUUCUUUGGUUCCCCAGCUUAGAUAGAAUGACAUCUCCAAGCAUUGAAUGAUAUUUGGGGAACUUUU
This is a messenger RNA of Coffea eugenioides, 3373 nucleotides long. RefSeq names its product probable LRR receptor-like serine/threonine-protein kinase At1g34110. Bases 1 to 3258 code for a protein of 1085 amino acids. NCBI's taxonomy places the organism in Eukaryota, Viridiplantae, Streptophyta, Magnoliopsida, Gentianales, Rubiaceae. Gene Ontology annotation, molecular function: ATP binding; receptor serine/threonine kinase binding; protein kinase activity. Gene Ontology annotation, biological process: protein phosphorylation. The transcript is spliced from 2 exons. The record is from RefSeq and is a predicted model, not a curated record.